CUCAGUGUCAACACAGUUGACACGCCGGGUUACCAAACUCCAAUGUGCUCCAGCUUGCAAACUCCUUUGUGAAAUACAGCGUAUUAGUACGGGUUUCCGGCAUUACAGGCACGGUCAGAGGCCUGCUUUCUCAAACGCCGAUCACGACGCGUCGGACAACCGCUCCUUCGAUUUCACACGAGAACACGAUCGUUCUGGCAUCCAGCGAUGGGCAUCUGGUCUAUUGGAGCCCUAAGGAUGGAUGCUGAUGAGUCUGCGCGGCCUAAGGGCGACCGUUGCGAAGCAGAACAACUGUCCACUGUCCAUAUCAUAUGCCUUUGCAUCCCACGAGCCUGCCCCGCCAUGUGGUUGCUAGUGCAUCAUCGCCACACAUCGAUUGUUUACGCAGGGCAUACAUCAGAGGUCUAUAUUGAGUCGAGGAUGGUCACAUUUGGUACAGUCAACACAAAACCCAGAGCGUUGGGCGAAGCCCUCAGAGGUCAACUUCGCAGUGAAUAGCUGUCAUCACCUGCGCCGUUCUCGCCGCUCUGGGAUGCUAUGAAAUGGGUAGGCAUGUACCACCUCCGGAGUUCGAUGAUGAUUCACGAGUUGUGUUGCUGUGAUGGAAUUGUCACGCUUUGUUUUCUGCUGCGGGCAGCAGACUCUCGUGUGCCCUCUAUUCUCCACCUCUGCAUGCUUCUUUCUCUCUGGCUUUUAGCCCCUAUCAAUGAACGGAUGCUCGACAAUUGGCGUAAGAUGGAGUCCUCAUCAUCGAGGGACCAGCUUCGAUCAACGAUUGGUUCUCACAGCUUCAGCCAAACCCUUAUCUUCAUGUUUACAACAUCAGAUGCAGCAUCCUAAUGGCAGCACAGUGGUUGAGUGGUGAAGUAUCAUCCGAUGGCUGACAUAUGGUUAUUAGCACGUCCAAAUUGCGUUGCCUGUUUUAGACGUCAAAGAUAAGUUUUUGCUUUUCCCCUCAUUUUUCUUUUGUAUGCUUAUCUUUCCGGUUUCUAAUCCUUGAUUGGAUCUUUGGAGGUGCAGCCGUCAGUUCCGAGGCUGCCGGGACGGCUCUUCCCAGAACCGUGGGGCCGGAAUGGGAGGGAAAACUCGACUUGAGGCUUACCUGGACCAAAAAUCCGCAUGAAUUCUUACUGCUUUUUGUUCACAAAGCCUGGACAUCCUGCAUGGGAUGCCCUUGUUUCAAGGCAAGCCGCAUGGUUUGUUCUCGAGUUGUUCCUCAAGCAUGUCAUCCAAAGAAAUUCCCAAAGUGCAUGAGAGUAAACACCCGAUAGGCGCUGGCUUUUGGGCGUAUCAAGACUCGUAUGAUUCCAAGGGACUUUGAAUCAUGAAGGACGCCAACCAACGCCACCACUUGCCUGCCUCGGGUGGAUCCGCUGCUAGGUCUUAUACUCUUCCACUGCACACCUCCAAGGAUAUCCAUUCUGGCCGCAUGGAAGACCCCCGCUCUUGUCGCGUGCCCGAAAUACUUACGCGGACCGUACAGGGCGACUUCUGCGUGGUAUGAGGUCAAGUAGCAGGCGCCAACUGCACGUGACUUGACCGCAAAUAAGAUUUCCCUCAGAGUUUAGAUGAAGAAACACUGGGGUCUUCUUGUUUAUGUGGAAUUGAUGCACAUCCAAUGAAAUGCUACAGUGGGUCAUCCAUAUUGUUUGUGCACUUCUGGGGAAAGUGCCUCACAUUUCCUUUUUCGGCAAUUUUCAGGUUACGCCUCUCUCGUCCGCUAGGUGGCCAUGCCUCAAUCAAACUCUGCUCGAGAAAAUGGCCGAACAGGGACAUGUGUCUAUGGUGAUUCGAAAUGUGUAUCUCCCAGAUUUGCAUUUUGGUGGGGGUUUCACGCCACCAGAUCGCCGAUAGAUCUUAUGGGAAGAAGUCCGUGAGAACUUUCUUGUUUUUUCUCAUUUAUAAGGAGUGGAAGCAGCUGUGACUUCCGGAAACAAAGGUUCCAAAUCCAAGAGCCAAUUUCUUAGUAUCUACUUUCUGUCACUCUUUUCAAGAUGUCGUACAGUCAUGUUGGGGCACCUACGGUGUUCAAUGGCACACUUCCAAAUGGCGGCGACUCAACUACAACAAACCUGAAUCAAUGGUAUCAAAGCGGAGACCAAGCUUAUAUCAUCAUGUGCUCGUGCAUGGUCCUCGUGAUGAUUCCCGGCAUCGGCUUCCUAUACUCUGGUCUGGCCCGUCGGAAGUCUGCACUUUCCAUGAUCUGGGCUGCACUGGGAUCGUUCUCUGUCGUGACUAUCCAGUGGUAUUUCUGGGGUUACUCGUUAGCAUUCUCGACGAGUGGAACAUCUGGAUUUAUUGGAGACUUGGGACACUUGGGACUGAUGAAGACGCUCGGUAACCCAUCACCUGGAAGUCCUCUGAUCCCGGAGCUUCUCUAUGCUUUCUAUCAGAUGAUGUUCGCUGCCACUACGGGAGCCAUCGUGACCGGAGCUAUCGCUGAACGUGGUCGUCUCAUUCCAAUGAUGGUGUUUAUUUUCUGCUGGGCUACGCUCGUAUACUGCCCUAUUGCCUAUUGGGUCUGGAAUCCGAGUGGAUGGGCGUUCAAAUAUGGGGUUAUGGACUAUGCUGGAGGCGGACCUGUCGAGAUCUGUUCAGGAGCAUCAGCCUUUGCGUACAGUAUGAUGCUAGGCAAAAGACAGCAGAAGAUGAUGCUGAACUUCCGCCCACAUAACGUGUCGCUGGUUACACUAGGAACGAUCCUGCUGUGGUUCGGCUGGCUUGGAUUCAAUGGAGGGAGUGCCUUCGGCGCAAAUCUCAGGGCUGUCAUGGCGUGCUGGAACUCUUGCUUAACUGCUAUGAUGGCUGCCAUCACUUGGUGCGUGCUUGACUUCAGGCUGGCAAAGAAAUGGUCGAUGGUUGGUUGGUGCUCAGGAGUUAUAUCCGGCCUCGUCGCUGCAACUCCAGCGUCGGGUUUCAUCCCGCCAUGGGCAUCCAUCAUCCUCGGCAUCACGGUCGGUAUCGUGUCCAACUUCGCAACAAAGAUAAAAUACUGGUGCCACAUUGACGACAGCAUGGACAACCUUGCAGAGCAUGGGAUUGCUGGAAUGGUUGGACUUCUAUUCAAUGGUAUCUUCGCGACGGACUACAUAAUCGGUUUGGACGGCGUGUCGACAGGUCUCAUCAACGGCGGAGGACUGAACAACAACUGGAAACAAGUCUACAUUCAGCUCGCAUACAUCGUAGCCUGUACAACUUACUGCUUCGCGACGUCUGCUAUGAUCGCGCUCAUCAUCAAUCUUGUGCCUGGUCUGCAGCUACGAGCCAGCGAAGAAGCAGAGUUACUCGGCAUGGAUGAUGACCAGAUGGGAGAAUUCGCCUACGACUAUGUCGAGGUUAGGAGAGACUAUCUAGCAUGGGCUCCGGCAAGCGAAGACUCGCGCGUGAUUAUCGGCAUUGAUGGAGACUCAAAGAUGACUAACGACUCGUUGAGGCUGAGACAGGCUCCAAGCUUCCCUGCACCAUAUUUUUCGGGGCUAGGGACACCAAUUCAAGAGAACGAGUCCGAAAAGGCGCGAUGAGGAUUCAAUUAUGCUGAUAAAUCUUAUAAGAUAUGAUAAAUUUUGUUAGGAAUUCUGGGCCGGGUAACAGCGUAUAUUUCCAUAGUCAAGAGACUUGAUUUUAUAUAUGUUUCAUAGUGAGGUGGAUAUCUAGAGUCGGGAGUGCUGAUGAAUUGAAGCUGUACAGCUUAGACGAGCAUUGGUCAUACUCAGUUGUUUCUGUAUU
This is a messenger RNA of Cadophora gregata, 3726 nucleotides long. RefSeq lists its product as uncharacterized. NCBI's taxonomy places the organism in Eukaryota, Fungi, Ascomycota, Leotiomycetes, Helotiales, Ploettnerulaceae. Gene Ontology annotation, biological process: ammonium transmembrane transport. Gene Ontology annotation, cellular component: plasma membrane. Gene Ontology annotation, molecular function: ammonium channel activity. The coding region runs from base 1995 to 3521 and encodes 508 amino acids. The transcript has 5 exons. The record is from RefSeq and is a predicted model, not a curated record.